Molecule: messenger RNA, 1605 nt
Organism: Aspergillus pseudonomiae
Lineage: Eukaryota; Fungi; Ascomycota; Eurotiomycetes; Eurotiales; Aspergillaceae
Product: putative O-methyltransferase
Exons: 1
Coding region: 351-920 (189 amino acids)
Molecular function (GO): O-methyltransferase activity
Source: RefSeq, a predicted model, not a curated record
CCUGAAUAUGCUGGUGUGAGUCUGUAAACUCCGAAGUAUGAGGUUCUGGUGACAUAAAUACAUGGCCUUCCCUGAGAGAACGAAGAACCUUGGCUUAAAACCUUCAGAAUCAUCCCAUUUUAUCUAUCAACUCCCAUCAGUCAUCAAUAGCAACAUCCAUAAUGUCCAAGGAAGAAGUAGGUCCAAUGCUUCAUGCACCCGUAUAGUACUAUAAUCCUCAUAGACGCCAGAUUAUCGAGGCCAAGGCCAAGGCUCUCCAUGAGCACAUCUUCUCCAAGCCAGAGGAUACCUACGCCGGCAAGCCCUGGGACCUGGUGAAAGCUAUCAACGAGUUUGCGGACGAGAGCCGCAUGAUGACUUUCAAAAACGCCAAGAUCGAAGCUUCCAGGCAGCAAAUAGCAAAGAUUCAACCAUCCCCAAAAACUUUAAUUGAAUUUGGUGGAUAUGUUGGAGCAUCGGCCAUCGCCUGGGGCGCCAUUUUGCGAGGGCUUAACACUGCAGAUAGUGCAGUUGAUGUCAAUGUGUACACAUUUGAGCUGAGCCCGGUCAACGCCGGUAUUGCGCGGAAUCUCAUUCGGUUAGCUGGCUUGGAGAGCACCGUGCAUGUUCUCGAGGGACCAGCUGCAGACUCACUGAGGAUAUUGUUCAAAGAGGGGAAGUUGAACAAGGGGGGCGUGGAUGUAGCCUUUUUCGACCACUGGGAGCAAUUCUACCUCCCGGAUCUGCAGCUUUGCGAGGAUCUAGGCUUAUUCAGGAAGGGCUCCAAGGUCAUUGCUGAUAACACAGAUUUCCCAGGUGCUCCUGCCUAUCUUGAGUAUGUGAAAUCUGGUGGAAGGCAGGGCGGGUCUUAUCGUUAUGAGACUGAGUCGAUUAAGACUGCCUCUGACCGUGGUCCAGUAAGUUACCCUGUCUGUACCUGAAUAUCUGUGUGGUCGUAGGUGCUGAUUAUGUUCCAGAGCAUUGUUGAGGUUAGCAGUGUUGUUAAUGGCCAGUGAUUGGUUCGUUGCUUGUCUGCUUAUGGUCGAUUCACCUGUGAUUUGUAGACUUUGCUAGUUGAAUAUAUGUACAUUUGCGCAUUCUAAAUGAGAUGUGACUCCCUAUCAGCUGGUAUGGGUAUGCAGGUACUGUACACAUCUCACACCGGUGUAGUCUCUGCAGUAGGGCAAAAUUAAAUGGUUACUGAUCCUGUAAAUGUAGCAUACCCCACACCUAGUUAGGGCUCAUUUCCAAUAUGUCAAGCGCGUGACAGAUUGAAUGCCUUAACUGUUGUGUUGGAUCGUCAUCUGCGACGUACGCAACGACGACCCGUUGGCUCACUGGUUAGCUAUAGUUUGGGAUUCUAUUGCCCGUCUGUGCCGAUUUGUUGCUGCUGACUACCUGUGGAAAUGAAAUGGCCUCCGCAAUAUAUGAGAGUCGCCAGCCGACGUUCCAAGAAUGGGAGGCUGCCACGGGUGUACGGAACAGAGAGGGUUUCAGGAAAACGAUAGAAGGACUUCAUGAAGCAGCAGCAGAUAGUAUACCCUGGUUCGGUGCCUGAGGGUGAAGCAAAAAUAAGGCGUAUAAAAGCAAAAAGUAAUGGGGCGAGCCGGGAUCGAACCAGCGACC